Molecule: messenger RNA, 4259 nt
Organism: Episyrphus balteatus (marmalade hoverfly)
Lineage: Eukaryota; Metazoa; Arthropoda; Insecta; Diptera; Syrphidae
Gene: SPoCk
Product: calcium-transporting ATPase type 2C member 1
Exons: 5
Coding region: 1041-3782 (913 amino acids)
Biological process (GO): intracellular calcium ion homeostasis; manganese ion transport; calcium ion transmembrane transport
Cellular component (GO): Golgi membrane; endoplasmic reticulum; plasma membrane
Molecular function (GO): ATP hydrolysis activity; ATP binding; P-type calcium transporter activity
Source: RefSeq, a predicted model, not a curated record
UUCUACCAAAGUGGUAACCAUGUAUCUCAGUAAUUUAAAUCUCUCUCUUUCUUCUCUCUUUCACAAGUGAAUAACUGAAUGAAUAAACAUUCUUCCAAUUGCUCCAUCCAUUACUUCAAAACUUCGAGCAAUACAACUCAGCAGAAAAAAAGCUACUUUUGUACAUCAGUUAAACACACGACAUUCUUCAUUCAAGUAAUCGUGAUCGUGUGCGUUGUGUGUAAAUUUUUCUCAGAAUGUAAUAAAAAAAAAAUACACAUUCAAUACAAAAGUGAAUCGAAAGAAAUAAAGAAAAUAAAAAAGAAAGAGUAAAGUCUGACUUCCCAUCUGUCAGUUGAUAUCUUUUUUUAUUUUGUUUAAACAAAAGAAUUGUUGCAAACAAAUAAAAUAUUUAACCAAACAGAAAUUGAAAUCCAAGUGAAAGUUCGAUCUUUUGCGUGAUUGUAAGCAAAAAAAAUAAAACAAAAAAAACCUAUCCGGCUAUCCGCCUAUCAAGUGACACUGACACAUUUCAGUAUCAAGUAGCUUCACUGUUGCCGCUCUCGCCCGUUUUGUGUUGUUGUUGUGCGUCGCACUGUGUUCUGAUCAUCGAAUUGAUGUUUUUGUUGUAAAAGUAAAACAAAAAAAAACAAAAUCUCCGCUCCACGUUUUCUGUCAUUUUUCAAAAAAAUUACAUACAAACAAUCGAACCGGAGAUUGCUAGUUGGAAAGUUUUGAUUUGUAUAAACUAAAAAAUGGGAUUAAUACACUUGUGAUUUGUGACGUCAUAAGAAUUAGAUUUUUUUUUAUAUCAUGCCACAGAAAGAUACACGGCAAAUGUGUGUGGCAGAAGUUGAAAGAAAAAUAAAUAAAUCCAAAUAAUGUCUAAAAGGUUUUGCAAUUUUACGCCGAGUUUGUUUUUUUUUGUAUCUGAUUCAUGCUGCAUGAUGUUAUGACGUAGGAGUGUCUGUUUAUAUGAACCAAUUACAAUUUUUUAAUUUUAUUCAUUUCAAUUUAAAUUGAGUAAAAGAGAUUUUUUUUUCGAAGAACUGAACGGAAAUAUGUGGAUCCAAGCGGGCUCCACAUUAACUCCCGAAAUGCUACUAUCCACUGCGGAAUCAUCAACUUAUACCGCUCAAGAAGUAGCCGGUCGAUUGCAAGUUGACGUUCGUACCGGUCUCAAAUGGACCGAAGCAAAAUACCGGGCCAAAAUAAUUGGCCACAAUGAACUGAAUGUGAUUGAAGAAGAUCCCACCUGGAAGAAAUACAUUGAACAAUUUAAGAAUCCUUUGAUUUUGCUUCUACUGGGUUCAGCAGCGGUAUCAAUUUUUAUGAAACAGUUUGACGAUGCAGUCAGUAUAACGAUUGCGAUAAUAAUUGUUGUGACGGUGGCAUUCAUUCAAGAAUACCGCUCAGAGAAAUCCCUGGAAGAAUUAAAGAAACUAGUCCCACCAGAAUGUCAUUGUUUGCGAGAGGGCAGGCUAGAUACGUUUCUGGCGAGGGAACUUGUCCCGGGAGAUGUAGUCUAUUUGAAUGUAGGCGAUCGGGUACCCGCCGAUGUGAGACUAUUCGAUGCAAUCGAUUUGUCUAUUGAUGAAUCGAGCUUUACCGGAGAGACUGAACCGGGAAGGAAAUGCACUGAAUUGGUCUUGAACAACAGUGGGAAUAAGGAUCAUACAAAUAUGAAGAAUAUCGCAUUUAUGGGUACCCUUGUUCGAUGUGGAAAUGGAAAGGGAAUUGUUGUAAGCACAGGAGAACGAAGUGAAUUCGGUGAAGUCUUUAAAAUGAUGCAAGCCGAAGAAGCGCCUAAAACGCCACUACAAAAAUCCAUGGAUAUUCUAGGAGCUCAAUUGAGUUUCUAUUCAUUCCUAAUAAUCGGCGUUAUCAUGCUCCUAGGCUGGUUACAGGGCAAGCCUUUAACAGAAAUGUUCAAUAUCAGCGUGAGUCUUGCUGUCGCAGCUAUUCCCGAAGGUCUCCCCAUCGUGGUUACAGUAACUUUGGCCCUCGGAGUAAUGAGAAUGGCCAAGAGAAAUGCCAUUGUUAAGAAACUCCCCACCGUGGAGACAUUAGGUUGUGUAAAUGUGAUUUGUUCCGACAAAACGGGUACCCUAACUAAAAACGAAAUGACAGUUACUGUGAUAAUAACCUCCGAUGGCUAUAUGGCCGAUGUAACAGGAGCUGGCUACAAUGAUCAAGGUGAAAUUCACAUUCGGAAUUGUAAUAAUGUCGAAGUAGCAAAGCAAAAUAUCACAAGUUUGUUAGAAAUUGGUGCCGUUUGUAAUAAUGCUUAUAUUCAAAAUGAAACAUUACUCGGACAGCCGACAGAGGGAGCUUUAAUCGCAGUUGCAAUGAAAAAUGGAAUGUAUGCAACGGCUGAAAACUAUGUUCGCAUUCAAGAGUAUCCAUUUUCGUCGGAACAAAAAAUGAUGGCAGUUAAAUGUAUUCACAAGUAUAACAACAAUAAGGAGGAAUUGUUUUUUGCUAAAGGGGCUUUGGAAAUGUUGCUGCCACAAUGUACAAAGUAUAUGUAUGGAGCGCAGGCAUUGACUUUGUCGAAACAAAAUGAAGCUGAAUUUUUGGCUGAAGCCUAUGAGAUUGGAAGGAAGGGGCUGAGGGUGUUGGCACUAGCUAAGGGUAAAUCGUUGCAGGAUUUGAUUUAUUGUGGUUUAGUUGGGAUUACGGAUCCGCCAAGGCCGUUGGUAAGGGAGUCGAUUGAGUUGUUGAUGCAGAGUGGUGUGAGGGUGAAGAUGGUUACGGGAGAUGCACAGGAGACUGCUAUGGCUAUAGCAAAUUUGAUUGGAAUCGACACAAUCCAUCACCAAACCCUCUCUGGUCAAGAAAUGGAUCAAUUAAACGACCAUCAACUGGACAAAGUUGCUAAUAACGUCAGUGUAUUCUACAGAGUUACCCCACGACACAAACUCUCCAUAGUCAAAUCCCUCCAAAGAACUGGCAAUAUUGUCGGAAUGACUGGCGAUGGAGUAAAUGAUGGAGUUGCUCUCAAAAAAGCUGAUAUCGGUAUUGCUAUGGGAAAGAAUGGUACAGAUGUCUGCAAGGAGGCAGCUGAUAUGAUCCUUGUUAAUGAUGAUUUUCAUACAAUUAUAGCUGCAAUUGAAGAAGGCAAAGCAAUCUUCUAUAACAUUCGUAACUUUGUACGAUUUCAACUGAGUACAUCUAUCGCUGCUCUAUCCCUAAUCGCUCUAGCCACCCUAAUGGGUAUCGCAAAUCCUCUAAAUGCCAUGCAAAUUCUAUGGAUUAACAUCAUCAUGGACGGCCCCCCAGCUCAAUCACUCGGAGUCGAGCCAGUCGAUCAUGAUGUCUUGAAGCAAAAACCUCGCAAUGUCAAACAGCCAAUGUUAACAAAGUCAGUUAUUGUGAAUGUCCUUCUCAGUGCUAGUAUUAUAAUACUCGGCACACUCUGGGUAUUCCAACGUGAAAUGGCCGAUGGGACACUUGGCAAAACAAAACGUGACACCACCAUGACUUUUACAUGUUUUGUUUUCUUCGAUAUGUUUAAUGCGUUAAGUUGCCGUUCGCAAACUAAGAGCGUCUUUAAAAUUGGUCUAACUUCAAAUCGAAUGUUCCUUUUGGCUGUGGGAUUCUCAAUUAUUGGACAAAUGCUUGUUAUUUAUUUUCCACCUUUACAGAUGGUCUUUCAAACUGAAGCCUUAUCAGCUUAUGAUAUACUCUUUUUAUUGAGUUUAACAUCAUCGGUGCUGAUUGUGGCUGAAAUUAAGAAAUGGUUUGAAAGGACCAUGGAACGAAAGAUCUACAAGACCAGAACUGAUUUAGAUUUCGUAUGACAAAACGCAAGCGCUGGAAGAUUGUUAAAAAAUGAUUAAACUUAGAAAAAAAUAAAAAGUAUAAACAUAAAAAUUAAUAAAAAAUAAUAAUAAUAAUAAUUAAACGAUAGAUAUAGGUAGGGGAGAGAAAGAAAGAGAAAAAGAGAGAGAGAGAGAGGAUAGAAAAUAAUAAAAAAAAGAGCGAGAGACAGUAUGAUAUUGAAUGCAAAAUAUGCAUAUUUUGCAUUUAAUAAAAAUAUUAAUGAGAGAUAUUUUGUUUGUUUAAAUAUUUUAUAUAAUAAUUUUAUUUUUCAUAAGAUUUUGUUCGAAUUUUAAUUUUUAAAUUUAUUAAGAGUAAGCAAGAGAGCAGGAUAAUAGUUUUAAAUAAAUUAAAUUUUAAAUUAAUUUUUGUUUCUGUUAAUUUAUAUAAAAAUAAUUUAUAAUUGGAUUUGAUUUAUGUAGAAUUCGGCCGAGUUUAUUGAGAAUCUAUUUAAAAUU